UCGAUCGGGCGAGUGUUUUCCUGUCAAUUCUCGCAUUUUUUUUUUCAUUUUCCGGUGGUAAAACUGUUGUUUUGAGUUUCCUUUGUUCUAAAAUUUAUCCCACCACUGUGUACCAUUCGAAAAUCAAAUUUACGGGAAAAGACAAAUAAAACGUCAAGCGAACUGUCUGUGAAUGUGAGGAAUAGCUUUCAACACUGAGUUUUGGAAAAUUUGUUUUUCGGUUUUGGAGAGGAUUUUGGAGGUUAAGUGAUUUUUAGGGAGGGAAACUGAAGAGAGGUAGUUUGUGAAUAUUUGUGGUAGUUGUGAUUUUUUUUUUUGCGAGGCGCUUUUGAGAAACAGUGAGAAUCAUUCGAAAAGUGAAGGAAAAGAGUGAAGACUUUUAUUUUGUUCGUUGGGUUACGAGGCGUCUAGCCAGCGCCAUGUGUGUCCGACGUUCGAGCCUCGUGUUUAUUUUCUGAUAGAUUUCCAUUGUGGAAAAUAGGAGUUACCUCUCGGAAAUCGAGGCAAAACUGUUUGUUGCGCUUUGUUUCUGUCAGUGAAUGCGACACGAGAGAAAGACAGCGAGUAAAAUACCGGCUUUUCUCUCUUAACUUGUGGUAUUUCUAAUAAAUUUUCUCUUACUCGAGCCACAUUUUCUGUUGAUGACAUGAGAUACGGAAACUCGUGAGGGAAAUGGAGAUGGAAAAUACGCAGUUAUGAUAAUUAAUUGCAAUCUACAUUACCAACUGGGGCGGAAAUACAAAUAGAGGGGAAAUAUUCAUUGUUUACAAUUGUUUGAAUUUUAUCGCGAUUUACCGGUGUUGGAAAAAAUUUUGUUGCCAGUUUUAAUUUGUGUUUUUCUGUGAUAAAAUGACGAACAUCGAGUGCUUGGGGUUUAGUUUUGUGAUUUGAUACUGGAUUAUAACACAAACUCGAGAGUGAAAAUUUAUUCCGUACAAAUCGUGGUGUUUUUUUUUUCCCAUUGAGUGGAUUGUAAAGAAAAUGCAGUCGAACACGAUAUUGAGGGAGACUGGUAAUCCAGAGAAAUUAAUGGGUAAUAACAACAAUGGAUCACCCGGUGCUGACAUUAUGUUUCAAAUGGAGGACGAGAGCAUGACGCAGCUUGGAAAUGCAUUUCAAUCAGCUUAUCAGUCUAUCGCCGGUGGUGCACAGUAUGGAUCAGACGAAUUUGGUCAGGACUCCCCUAGGUACACAUCUCCAAAAGCAGCUGCGCUGUACGCAGAUCCCUACUACCUCGAUGGAAGUACGGGAGGUGCUCCUGGGGAUCCCUGGACAGGAAGUGGAGGUGUCCAACCACCUUACAGUGGAUAUGCACCACCACAUUUGGCACAACCAGCCUAUCCCAUGCACAUACCACACGAUCCAAUGGCAUAUUCGGCAAUGUCACCCAAUGGCGAGCCAGCGGCGCCAAUUCUUGGCUCAGCGGUGACGAGUGCAGCAUCAUUACCACCAAUGUCAACGUUUAGGGCAACUAGUGGCACUGGUGCACCAUCACCAGCAUCACUGCAAUACAAUCACAGUCCGGGUGCACCAAAUGCACCAUCGACAGGCCAAAAUGCACCUAGCAAUCAAACACCCGCCCAGGAGACACUUGGCAAGGCACUUGCAUCAGUAGUAAGCACACGAAUUUAUCCAACGGACCAAUCAGUGUCGAGUUACAGCAGCAAUCCAUCGACACCAGUGGGGUCACCUCCUCCUUUACCAGCGGCACCAGGUUGGGCCUCUGGUAAUGCCCCAGUGUCACCUCAUUUCACCGCAGACCCAACUCGCGGGACUAUACACAUGCCGGCGCCUGAACAGCAGAGGCUAGACGAUGCCAUCGGCUUCCUUCGUGAUCACGCCGAGCGUAAUCGAGACGAAUCGUCGGAUAUUCUGUUGGUACAGGGAUCUCGAAUGGAGGAAAGACUGGACGAUGCCAUAAAUGUAUUGAGGAAUCAUGCAGAGAGUCAAGUUAAUCUUCAUCUUGGUCCCGUGGGCCCUCAUGGUGCACUCUAUUCCCACACGUCACCCAGUCAAAUGGACCACCUUACGAGUCCACAUCCUGCGGUGACAGUGGCUCAACCCCAAGGAUCGUAUCCAGUUUUAACCCCGACCCCCGACACAGACGGAUCAAUCAAGAUUGAGAGGCUAUCAGUAGCGAAUGCCACAGAAUACAUCUCUUUAGAAAAGAGGAAAGAUCCACCAGACAGUAGUGGAGGUGAGACCAAGGCAUCGAGCAGUGAUUUAGCAGCUGGUGUCAUAUCAGGAUCAGCUGUCAACUCAACGUCACAGGGAAAAGGAACUAAACGUUCGCGCAGAUAUUGUUCGAGCGCCGAUGAAGACUGCGACGAUCCUGGCACCAAAGCGGUGCGUGAAAAAGAACGCAGACAAGCCAACAACGUUCGCGAAAGGAUACGUAUAAGGGAUAUUAAUGAAGCACUGAAGGAGUUGGGGAGAAUGUGCAUGACUCACCUCAAGACAGACAAGCCACAAACCAAGCUGGGGAUUCUCAAUAUGGCCGUGGAGGUUAUUAUGACCCUGGAGCAACAAGUUAGAGAGAGAAAUUUAAAUCCUAAGGCAGCGUGUCUUAAGAGACGAGAAGAGGAAAAGGCUGAGGAUGGUCCUAAACUGCCAGGACAUCUUGCUGCACACAUAACUCAUCCACAUUCUCAUCCACACGCACACGCGCAACCUCCCUUCCCUGCCAUGCCCGGGCCACCACCGUCCCUUCAGCACAAUCCUGCCCAGCCCCAGUAGCAGAGGUUCACCUCCGGCGUUGUUCUGUGUUAAAACUCGUGUGCAGUCAGGUCCAGGUACCCUGUAAAGUCGUAAAACGAACUGAAAUUUCUCAUAAAAUAAUGGGAAAACCUAAGGCAUGAGAUGAGAAAUUAAUAUGAAAAAUUAUAUCAUAUAUGCAUAAGGUAUAUGAGACUCUGAAGUAUAUAUCUCGACGGUAUAUACUGUUUGAAAGGCCUGGGUGACAACCGUGCGCGAGUCCUAUUUUUCGUUUAUUUUUCUUUUUGAUAUCAGUUUAUCAAUUUUAAACAAAAAUCAAUUGUGGGGAAUCGACAAAGUUAAUCAAAUUUUUUUCCACGUGAGUGCGGUUGGGUCUCUGGAAAAAUUACCGUUUAUUUUGAGCGACAAUAAAUAAGUAUUAUCGAUGGGGAAUUUUAAAUGAUUAAUGGUUAGAGAUGAAUAAACGGAAUUUUUCGAUUUUCGAUAUAUCUUUAUUUUUGGUUUUUGACAUAUCACAGCGCAUUUUGAGGAUUGAAUUGAAUUUUUGGAGAUGAAGAACCAUUUGGGAUAUUGAUUUGAAUAUUUCAUCAGUGACAAUAGAUUAAGAAUGGAUUUUUCAAAGUUUUUGGGAUUUUUAUCAGAUAAAAUUUGGUUUUUCACUGCAAAAAUUCAGUUUUAAUUGCGCGAAAGGAAAAUUUAGACACCUGCUACAUUGGAACUGUAGAUUUGCGUGUCGAUAAAAAUGACGAUUGAAACCCCCCGAUGAUGCCCACAUGAUAAAAUCCAUAUAUACAAACGAUAUAUAUAUAUAUAAAUAUAAAUAAAUUAAAUGAAUGAAAAUUGAGGAAGUUGAUAACAAAGAUUAAAGCGAAGAGAUUGAAUUAAAGUGAUUAGAUGAAAGACCCAUUUAAUGAAAAAGUGUAUGUGCAAACAAAUGUUUUUUUAAGUUUUAAAGUAAAUAAGGAACAAUGAGUAGUUUUUAACUGAUUAAAACGAGGGGAAUAUGAUGAUUAAUUGAACAACACACACACAAGUUUAAUUAUAGUCGUGGUCUUUUUAGGAGAAAAAAAAAAUAAUAAUAAAUAAACAAAACGAUUUAAUGAUAAACGAUAAUAUUGCUAAUAUAAAAUACGGCGGCUUAAAAUUAUUUUUAUAAAUAGCGAAGAAUGAAAAAUGAUGAAAUAAUUGAAAUAUGGUUCCUCUUUCGAUGAUAAAAUAGUGAUGACGAUUUUAUUACCACGGAAACUCCCAGGAUAAGUAGAAAACGAUGAAAUUUUGUGAUUUAUUCAGACGAGGGACUCAUGUUGUUGUUUUUUUUUUUUUUUAAUUUAUUAUUACUGGGGGUGGACAAGUGCCCAGUGGAGAUAUUAGUAUUUUUUUUACGAGUUGAAAUUAAAAUCGUGGCAAUUAUUUUUCCACAUGAUUGUCGAUUUUGUCCAGUGAAGUAAUGAUGGUGGUAAUUAUUUUCAUUGGUUUAUCCAAAGUGAUUUGGUGAAAUUAAUGAGAGACGGACGUGAAAUCCUCGCCUCAAUCAAUCGCAAAAUUCAUACUUCCCCUUCAUCUUGUAUUUCAUUAGUAAAAAACAAUAAUCCUUGGACUUGUAUUACUUGUAUACACUACGAUUCGUUGAGUUUACAAUUGUAGAUGCGUGGUAGUUAGAAUGUGAAUGAUUAAAAAGUGAAAGCAAAACGUAAAUACACGAGGGGAAAUAUGUGAAUUAUAGGUAAUGAGAGUGAGUGAGAGGAGAAUUAAUGAGUGAUUUGUCGAGGUGAUGACGGUUGUAUAUAAAUAUCAGUUAAGGACAACUUAAUGAGGCGCCCAGAGGCAUCACUGUCGUUUCAAGAUUGUUGAUUAUUCGUCGAUGAGGUUUGUGAGUUUUCAUUUCAACAGACUCUUAAUAUUUUCUUUUUUUUUCUCUCUCUUUCUCUGUACUCAAUGGGUAGAGUACACUUGUUCCGAUUUUUUUGCCAAUUAUCAGUAAAAAAAUCUGAACGAAAAUUAUUGCACCACCCACGGAUGAUUACACCUUUUUUUUAUUGAAUUUCUUUGCAAUAUCCUCAGCAGAAAAAAAUUAUUAUUCAAUGAGAAAAUCUAAAUGAACGACUCUCGGUAAUGAAUUCGCAGUGAUUCGUAUAAUUUGUACAUAAUUAGUGCCCAACGAAACAAUUGCGAAAUCACGAGAAUCUCUGGAUAAUUAUCAUUCAUAGUGUAAAAAAGUGGGGACUAAAUCAUUCAAUGACAACUUGAAUGAGUAAUUGACUUUUUUUUUCUCACUGAAGAAGUCGGAAUUUAUCUGUUAAUAGAAAAGUACUUAGACAGUUGAAUGAACCCACGAGCCACAUAAUCGACGAUAAAAAAAAUGCGUAAACAAUGAAUUAUCAAUGAAAAAUAAAAAGACAUUUGAUUUUUCCUUAAAAUUUAUUAUCAUGAGAAAAAUUGAAAAAUAAACCGUGAAAUGCUGAUCUCUGAUGUUGAAUGGGCUCUGAUAGGCAAAUGCAAUGAGAUAAUAAAAAAUGAAAAUUGCAAGAAAAUUUUAAUUAUUAAAAUUUACCAUCGAAGUAAUUACGUUUAAAACAUAUCUCUCGCAUAAUUUGUAAAUAAAA
Molecule: messenger RNA, 5318 nt
Organism: Fopius arisanus
Lineage: Eukaryota; Metazoa; Arthropoda; Insecta; Hymenoptera; Braconidae
Gene: da
Product: daughterless
Exons: 13
Coding region: 982-2736 (584 amino acids)
Biological process (GO): regulation of transcription by RNA polymerase II
Cellular component (GO): chromatin; transcription regulator complex
Molecular function (GO): protein dimerization activity; DNA-binding transcription factor activity, RNA polymerase II-specific; RNA polymerase II cis-regulatory region sequence-specific DNA binding
Source: RefSeq, a predicted model, not a curated record